Molecule: messenger RNA, 993 nt
Organism: Heteronotia binoei (common prickly gecko)
Lineage: Eukaryota; Metazoa; Chordata; Lepidosauria; Squamata; Gekkonidae
Gene: RPA3
Product: replication protein A3
Exons: 4
Coding region: 449-808 (119 amino acids)
Biological process (GO): DNA replication; double-strand break repair via homologous recombination; nucleotide-excision repair
Cellular component (GO): nucleus; site of double-strand break; DNA replication factor A complex
Molecular function (GO): single-stranded DNA binding; damaged DNA binding
Source: RefSeq, a predicted model, not a curated record
GGUUUCAGUCUCCAAGCCCCUAAAAUAAAACACCUCACAUAGUUCAUGCGAGCUACGCCUAUUUCUUAUUUUCACCACAGUAACAUUCAAGUUAAUUCUCCGCAUUCCAAUAUACCUACCUUCAGCUGCUGUUUUCUCCCCCUCAGAACCUUCACUUCCGGGUUCACAAUAGACGUAUCCCGAGGACUGAACGAAAGUAACCUUGGAGACGCAAGAAAUAUUGCGCACGCAUGCUAAACAGCUCGUGGCCUCGGUAAUCGGAAGUGACGUUUCUGCAAACAGUUGCCGCGUAUCGAAAAUUGUCGCAGAUGAUUGGGGAAGCUUCGGCGGGAAGCUUCAGGUUUUCACGCGUCGCUGUUGUUAUGGUAACUCGCCAGAGGUCUUGGGGAGAGCGGAAGUAAAGGUUUCCCGCCAGUGCUGGUCUAAGUAAAGCGCUAGGUAUUUUGACAUGGCGGAGGUGUUUGAAGAGCCUCGGCCUCGCAUAGCCACAAGUCACCUGGCGCAGUACAUUGGGAAAGCCGUCUGUUUUGUGGGGCAUGUGGAAAAGAUCCACCAAUCUGGAAAAUUUUUCUUUCUGUCAGAUGGAGAUGGAAAAAGUGCAACUAUUGAGCUGAAUGAACCUCUAGAUGAAGAAAUUUCAGGAGUCAUUGAAGUAGUGGGAAGAGUUACAAAUCAAGCAAACAUAAUGUGUGCAUCAUAUACCCACUUCAAAGAAGAUAAAAGCAUGUUUGAUCUCCCAUUAUAUAACGAGGCUCUGAAAAUUAUCCAUGAAUUUUCUGAGUACUACCCUUUUGGGGCUGAGGCAUGAAUGCUGCUUUUUCUUACAACUUUAGAAUGGACAAUUCUGUUAUAUUUACUAUGCAUGAAUCUGUGGGCAAUGCACUGUUUGAGGACAGAAACUGUUGGAUUUGGAUCCUUGCUGGUGAAUCUUGGAGAAACUCUGUUUCUAGUGAAAAGUUAUAUUUUUCAAUAAAUUGGGAUUUGACUAUUUUA